CCCGCCCCGCAGCCGCCGCGCCGCGCCGCGCCGCCGGCCCCAAAUGGAUUAUCUGCGCCUGGUGCUCUCCUGCCUCGUCCCCCUGCACGGCUGCCUGGCCGCCGGCGGCGCCCCAGAGCUCCUGCUGUCCGGCAAGCUCAGCGAAUAUGGUGUGAUCGUGCCCUUCAGCGCCGAUUGCCGCGGCCGCUUCCUCUCGCACGUGGUGUCCGGCUCGGCCGUGGCGGCGGGCCGCGGCGACGACGACGGCGACGACGACGGCGGCUGCCCCCGGCCCCCGCGCGCCGCCCGCCACCGGGUCGCCCGCAGCACCGCCCGGGAGCCGCCCCACCGCUUGCUUUACUUCAACGUCACCGUCUUCGGCGAGGAGCUGCAUCUGCGCGUGAGGCCCAACCGGCGCCUGGUGCCGCCCGGCGCCGUGGCCGAGUGGCAGGAGGACUUUGCGGUGCCCUUCCGGGAGCCCCUGCGCCGGCGCUGCGUCUUCACGGGCGGCAUCUCCGGCAUGCCCAACGCCGCCGUGGCCAUCAGCAACUGCGACGGGCUGGCGGGCCUGAUCCGGACGGACAGCAACGAGUUUUUCAUCGAGCCCCUGGAGAGGGGGCAGCAGGAGGAGGAGGCGCACGGCAGGGCCCACGUGGUGUACCGCAGGUCAGCCAUCCGCCGGGACGGCGCGCAGCCCCCCGAGGACCUCCCUCCCGAAGCGCCCCGCGUCCGGGUGGGAGAGCUGCCGAACUCGCUGGAGCUGGUGGAGGAGCAGCUCGGCGACGCGGAGCGGAAGCGGCGCCACGCCAAGAAGGACGACUACAACAUCGAGGUCCUGCUGGCGGUGGACGACUCGGUCGUGCGCUUCCACGGGAAGGAGCACGUCCAGAACUACGUCCUCACCCUCAUGAACAUAGUGGAUGAGAUUUAUCACGACGAGUCCCUGGGCGUCCACAUUAACAUCGUCCUGGUCCGGAUGAUCAUGGUGGGGUACCGCCAGUCGGUCAGCCUGAUCGAGCGAGGGAACCCGUCGCGGAGCUUGGAGCAGGUCUGUCGCUGGGCUCAUUCCCAGCAGCGCUCCGACCCGGAGCACGCCGAGUACCACGACCACGCGGUGUUCCUCACCAGGCAAGACUUUGGUCCCGCAGGUAUGCAAGGUUACGCACCGGUGACGGGAAUGUGCCACCCUCUCCGCAGCUGUACCCUCAACCACGAAGAUGGCUUCUCCUCGGCUUUUGUUGUCGCCCACGAGACCGGCCACGUGUUGGGUAUGGAGCACGACGGCCAGGGCAACCGCUGCGCGGACGAGACCAGCAUGGGGAGCAUCAUGGCACCGCUGGUGCAGGCUGCCUUCCACCGCUACCACUGGUCCCGCUGCAGCAAGCAGGAGCUGAACCGCUACAUACACUCCUACGACUGCCUGCUGGACGAUCCCUUUGAGCACCAGUGGCCCAAGUUACCCGAGCUCCCAGGGAUUAAUUACUCCAUGGACGAGCAGUGCCGCUUCGAUUUCGGCGUGGGUUACAAAACGUGCACAGCAUUCCGGACCUUCGACCCCUGCAAGCAGCUGUGGUGCAGCCACCCGGACAACCCCUACUUCUGCAAGACCAAGAAGGGGCCCCCGCUGGAUGGGACCGAGUGCUCGUCGGGCAAGUGGUGCUUCAAGGGUCACUGCAUCUGGAAGACCUCGGAGCAGCCUUACAGCCAGGACGGCAGCUGGAGCUCCUGGUCCAAGUUCGGCUCGUGCUCCCGGACCUGCGGCGGAGGCGUACGCUCUCGCAGCAGGAGCUGCAGCAACCCGCCUCCGGCGUAUGGCGGGCGCCACUGCCCGGGAGCCACCUACGAGUACCAGGUGUGCAGCCCCGAAGAGUGCCCGGGGCCCUACGAGGACUUCCGCGCCCAGCAGUGCUCCAAGCGCAACUCGUACUACACCCACCAGGGCGCCAAGCACUCCUGGCUUCCCUACGAGCAUCACGACGACGCCCAGAAGUGUGAGCUGAUCUGCCAGUCCGAGGGCACGGGGGACGUGGUGUUCAUGAAUCAGGUGGUUCACGACGGCACCAGGUGCAGCUACAGAGACCUGUACAGCGUCUGCGUCCGGGGCGAGUGCGUGCACGUCGGCUGCGACAAGGAGGUCGGCUCGCUGAAGCAGGACGACAAGUGCGGCGUGUGCGGCGGGGACAACUCUCACUGCCGGACGGUGAAGGGCACGUUGGCCAAGACCCCGAAGCAGCUGGUGGGUGUUUUGAAGAUGUUUGAGAUUCCCGCUGGGGCCAGGCAUGUCCAGAUAGAAGAGAUGGAGGCAGCGUCCCACAGCAUCGCUGUUAAGAAUCAAGCCACGGGGGACUUCAUCCUUAACGCCAAGGGCAAAGAAGCCAAAAGCAAAGUGUUCAUUGGGAUGGGCUUGGAGUGGGAAUACACCGUUGAAAAUGGCAAGGAGAGCUUGAAAACCAGCGGCCCUCUGCACGAAGCCAUCAGCGUUUUGGUGGUCCCUCAGGAGGAGGAGGCGAAGAGCAGCCUCAUGUACAGGUACAUCAUCCACGAGGACCUGCUGCCGAUGAUUGGGAACAACAACGUCCUGCUCGAGGAGAUGGACUCCUAUGAGUGGGCUCUCAAGAGCUGGUCUCAGUGCUCGAAGGCGUGCGGAGGAGGCAUCCAGUACACCAAGUACGGCUGUCGGAGGAAGAGCGACAACCGGAUGGUGCACAGGAACUUCUGCGACAACGGCAAGAAGCCGAAGCCCAUCCGGCGGCGGUGUAACCUGCAGGAGUGCUCCCAGCCGGCCUGGGUGGCCGAGGAGUGGGGCGCGUGCAGCAAGUCCUGCGGCAAGCUGGGGGUGCAGGCGCGGGCGGUGCAGUGCGUGCAGCGCCUGCACAACGGCACCGACCGCCCCGUGCACGCCAAGUACUGCGGCGGCGAGCGCCCCGAGACCCGCCGGCCCUGCGGCCGCCUGCCCUGCCCGGCCCAGUGGCGGACGGGCGCCUGGUCGCAGUGCUCGGCGAGCUGCGGCGACGGCAUCCGGCAGCGGCAGGUCGUGUGCAAGGGCAGCGACGGCGGCGGCGCCGCGCGGUGCGAGGGCGAGAAGCCGGAGGCCGUCCAGGCCUGCCACGCGGCCGGAUGCCCAGGGAAGCUCUCCAGCAUCACGGCCAACGCCGACACCAGCGACCACGUGACGCCCAAAGUGCAGUGGGUGCCCCGGGAUGGGCCCCAAAAUCCCGUUAACAAGAUCUCCUCGAAGGAGCCCUGCCUCGGGGACAAGUCCAUCUUCUGCCAGAUGGAAGUCCUGGCCCGCUACUGCUCCAUCCCCGGCUACAACAAGCUCUGCUGCGAAUCCUGCGGCAAGAAAGCCGCCACCACCAGCUCGCCCGCCGGCACGGAGCCGAGCGUCCCCGGGGGAACGGCCUCCCCCAGCCCCGCUCCGCCGCUCGCCUUCCCCGCCACGGCCCGGGCCCCCGCGCGGAGGCUCCCAGGUGCCACCGGCUCCCCGGGACCUCGGGCCACCGCCGCGGACACGUCCCUGCUGCCGCCGCAGAGCCGGCGGGCGGGUGCCGAGCAGCCCGGCACCGCGCUCAGGACCACCGCGCCGCCGGCCACAUGAAGCCGCCUGCCACCCGCGUCCUCCCUUGCUCCCUCUCUCUCUCUCCUAUUUUAUUUUAUUAUUAUUUUUUUUCCUCCCCCCUUUUCUCCCAGCGAUGGUUUUCGUGCUGCCGCGUUUCCCAGCUGCCUUUUGGAAAACCGUGAUUUUUGGAAACGAACCGCCUCGCCCUGAAAUUUCCCAGGAAAAUGGCUUUCUUGUGAUUUUUUUUUUUUUUCCUUCCCCCUCCCAGCUGUGACACUUUUUUGUUUGUCUGUUCUUGGACAGCGCCGUGGAAAAAGGCCAAAAGGAACAAAAAGCGACAGUUCGCUUGGCUGCGAGCAACGCGCCGGCGGGGGCCGGGGCGCACGGCUGGUGGGGACAGGGCUCUUACCUCAGCGGGUGGCUCGGACCGACGGGUCAUUUUUUUUUCCCCAAGGUGCUAUGCAGGGUGGUGGGGGUCAUUGCUGCCCUUUCCGCACCCCGCCACCCCCAAGCGAUAACGCAAAACGCAACGGGAAGGAUCUCGGCCCGGUGGUGGGUUGUGCCGUGCUGCGGCAGCCGGGGCUUCCCCGGAGAUGUUCACCUUGGAUAUCGUUUUCUGGAUGCGUCGUGCGGUGCAGCAAGGCAUCUUUGGCCGAGGGCCUCCAGGGCUCCUUCUGGGCACCUCGGUGAGAUGGUCCCUGGCUCGAGGAAGCUGCUCACAGAGGUCGGUGGUGGUGGAGGAGGUGGCCGUCAUCUCCAUGGGGCUCCAGGGUCCUUGCCCCUCUCCAGCUCACAGACCUCUCUCCUGAGACUUAUGUGAGGACCAGCUGUAGCAUGAGCACUAAGGACACGAUCGAAGGCCACCAAUGCAUUUUAAAAAUGCCUGUCACGCAGCCGUGGCUCUUUAGCCCAUCCUGCCCUUGUUCGGCUUUGAGCUAGUGUCACAUUGCAGCGUCCCCGGUCGCAUGACCCUGUUGCCAUACUCAUGGUUUGACCCGUUUGGCGAAGGAAGCAGAGGGUGGCUUCAGCGUGAUGGGGCCCCGCUGUUUUAACUCCCUGGGGCUCCGAGUGAGCAGCGAGGGAGCACCGAGGGAUUCGGGUGGUGUGGGGGUCUGCUCCGGCGGGGGCUGCCUCGUGCACCGCGCGGGGCUCUCCUCGGCCCCGGGCGCUCUGCCGCCGUUUGCAACCCCCUGCCUGUGCCCCGGCGACGAGUUACUUCUGCUUGCCCUCCGGCGGGUAGCUGAGCGUGAGCUGUAAAUGUGCAUUUAAGGGAAUAGAUCAAGCCAGGCUGGUUAAGCUGUUCGGUUUUGGCUAAAGAAAAGCAGCAGGGAUGGAUUUUGCAAGCAGUUGCAAAGAAAGGAGAGAGGAGGGCUGGUCUGGGACGGCCAGGACAAGCAGCUCUCCCUGCUCUUGCACGGGAAGGGUAAAGCCAUUAAAUGCGUUGUGCCAAGCAGCGUGUAUUUGCACAGCCCUUCAGAAGGGCCCCAUCCAGUUGGAUUUCCUUGGUGUCAGGACGCCCUGCAUGGGGCGGGCAGGCUUGGGUACCAUCUGAGACAGGGUCUGAGGGCUCGGUGCGUGGACGGAGAGCCGUGGUGGGUCACGGCUGCCGCGUGCGGUGGUGGUGGUGGUGCUCCAGGGCUGCCUGGUGCGGUGGCCCGGGCUUUGGUGCUCCGCAGGAUUUUGGGGCACGCUGCUGUUGGAGACGGAUGCUCCUCGGCGUUGGUAGUACUUGCAUGGUGUCCAGGCUCGGUGGGGUGGCAUCUGAGGCUGGGGCAUCUUGGAGGAGCUAAAGCACGUGCUAGCUCCCGGCAUCCUCUCCUGCUCCAGCGUGGCUCGAGACGGGGAGGCAGGCUGAGGAUGCUCCAUCCUUCAUGUUAAUGGAUGGACACUGCCAUGCCUUGGUGGCAUUUUAAACACCGGGCUGGUGCCACCCUCUCUGCCACACUCCCCUCUGUGAUCAGUGGUCGAUGAUGUGGUCGAUGGUCAACGACGUGCCAAGGGCUCGAGGGUCACCCAGAGGGCGGCCGGGAGGACUCGUACAAAACGCGGUGGCGGGGUGCCUGCGCCCGAGGCCAACCGCGAGCCCAGCACGGGCUGCACCGAGGUGCUGCAGAUGUCCCCAGGGCAACGGCGUGGGAUUUAUUUAUUGUACCAAAGAUCCGUGCUGCAGCUGGGCCACCAUGCAGGGAGCCACCUUCCUCGCACGCAGCGUGGACCUCCUGCCCCUUCUGCAGCCCCGGGGCGGCUCGCCGCAGGGCUGAGGUGGCUGAGCUUUGCCCCUCUUGCAGCAAGGCGUCAGCUGCCCCGUGGCAGUGCCUUGGGGGGAGGCACCAAAUACACCCCAAACCUCCCCAAACGAAGGGGCUGCAAUGUCUCCGGGCAGCUGGGGCCGGGGGGCACAUCCAGUCAUUCCUGUGAUGUCACCUUGUCCCGUGUUACGGUGUAUAAAGUUUUGUACAUACGAGAUUCAGAGCUUUUUAAUUUUUAAUAUUUAUUAAUUUUUUGUUGGGUUCUUUUUUUUUUUUGAACUCUAACAAUGUAAAAAAAAAAAAAAACAAAUAAAAUCCACACCAAAUUCUU
Messenger RNA from Dromaius novaehollandiae (emu), 6118 nucleotides. It is a transcript of the gene ADAMTS14, whose product is annotated as ADAM metallopeptidase with thrombospondin type 1 motif 14. Gene Ontology annotation, biological process: proteolysis; extracellular matrix organization. Lineage: Eukaryota; Metazoa; Chordata; Aves; Casuariiformes; Dromaiidae. Gene Ontology annotation, molecular function: metalloendopeptidase activity. Bases 44 to 3577 code for a protein of 1177 amino acids. The record is from RefSeq and is a predicted model, not a curated record. The transcript is spliced from 22 exons. Gene Ontology annotation, cellular component: extracellular matrix.